AUGCACACUGCGGAAGGUUCAAUAGAAGUUCCAGAUCAAGUCUUGGAAUGGCUGUUCAGAGUAUUACAACCUAGCUAUCAGGAUCCAAGGACUACCUUUCAUGACGUUGUUAGGGUACUAUCAGAGUUUCAUAACCUCAGGCCAAGGACAAGAGUUUACACCGGUAAAACAGGGAAAUCGGCAUUGUUAUUAUGUAUCUAUGGUAAACUUAGGGGAGUCGAUGUGCUAAUAUGGAUACCAACUGACUAUCCUAACGGCAGUCCAGAAGUUUGUAUUAAUUUGGAGGCAAUAAAUGGUCAGCAAUUGCAAGUCAGUCGGUAUCUAUCCCCUGAGGGUGUUUUCUAUCUUCCUAUCCUUGCUCGGUGGAAUGCACAUGAAUGCAAUGUUCUGGCAGUUAUCUUCGAUUUAAUGUCUGUAAUAGAUUCAAGUUUCCCACUGAGGAAUGUGGAAUCAACUGAUGAUAAGGCUCCUGCAAUCCCCGAGCUACCCCCGAAAGUUUUAUCAGCCAGUGAUACGCCUAGUAAGGCUGCAACCCCCACCCUCCCCCCAAAACCUCCAAAACGGCCUGGCAAUGGAACUAGCAGUGAGCCCUCAUCAAUGAGGAGAAGUACUAAUGUUGGUAGUGUUGAAAAAGGAUUUGAGUCUUUGCGUAUAAAUUCUGCGGCAAGCUGGCAGCCUCCACCAAAAAGUGCUGCAAAAGGGACUGAGUUUCCCCGCCAGGAACCCAAGUUACCUAAUUGGAUGGACGAAGACUCUCUUCUGAAGAGCACCGACAAUAAGCAUCAUCAACUAUUACAGGAAUUACAGAAUACCAUCGAUCAUCUCGCUACGACAAAGAUCGCUAACAGCAAGAGUGAGUGGGAACGUCAGUCCUCAGUUAUUAAGAACGCUCUUGACCAGUUUGGAAUUAUCUACAAGCACGAAUCCAGUUCUCUGCAUAAAAUACGUAAUGCUAUAAAGGCAAACAGCAAGAUUAUAAGAGACGAAAUCGAGGUUCUCGACCAAGAAUUACAAAAAGCCCGCUCCUUUACUGAGAAGCAUGGCAGUGAGGGUUUUGAUAUUAACAUAGCCAUUCAGUCAGAAACUGUCGCACUGAAUCAACUUUAUGGCUUAACAGCGAGAGAUUAUGCCAUUUCUGACGCUAUUCAACUCCUAACUCAUAUGUUAAAUAAAGGCAGCCUAAGCCUAGACGUUUUCAUUAAACAGACCCGUUCCCUAGCCAGAGAACAAUUCCUGACUAGAGUACACAGAGCCAACAUUCUGAAGUUGUUGGACUGA
Molecule: messenger RNA, 1278 nt
Organism: Eremothecium sinecaudum
Lineage: Eukaryota; Fungi; Ascomycota; Saccharomycetes; Saccharomycetales; Saccharomycetaceae
Gene: STP22
Product: ubiquitin-binding ESCRT-I subunit protein STP22
Exons: 2
Coding region: 1-1278 (425 amino acids)
Biological process (GO): endosome to lysosome transport; protein modification process; protein transport
Cellular component (GO): ESCRT I complex
Molecular function (GO): ubiquitin binding
Source: RefSeq, a predicted model, not a curated record